GUCCUGCGCGGGUCCAAGCCGGUGAGCCGCGGCGGCCAGGCUGGCUGGGCCGCGGCGGACGGCCAGGGCUGGAGCGUCCCCGGCGGGCGGGCAAGCGCACGCUGCUUGGCGCGCGGGCUGACCGCCUCGCGCCCCCGGGAUCCGCGAUGUUGGGCAGCUCCGCGCCGCGGCCUGCGGCCCUCGAGACGGGCCCUGCACUGCCGGCGCUGCAGCAGACGGGGUUCCAGGAGGACCAGGAGAACAUCAACCCGGAGAAGGCGCCCGCCCCGCAGCCGCGGACCCAGGCCGCGCUGGCUGUGCUGAAGGCCGCGAACCCGCGGUGUCCCGCGCCGCAGAAGCCCAAGACGCGCCGGGUAAAGGUCGCACCUCUAAAGGAUCUUCCCGUGAAUGAUGAGCAUGUCACUGCUGUUCCUCCUUGGAAGGCAAACAGUAAACAGCCUGCAUUCACCAUUCAUGUGGAUGAAGCAGAGGAGGAGACUCAAAAGAGGCCAUCUGAAAAAAGAACAGAGUGUGAGAAUGUCCUGGCUUUUAGUACAGCUGCUACUUUACCUGGACCAAGAAAACCUCUGGUGCCUCUGGAUUAUCCGAUGGAUGGUAGUUUUGAGUCGCCACACACUAUGGAUAUAUCAAUUGUGUUAGAAGAUGAAAAGCCAGUGAGUGUUAAUGAAGUGCCCGACUACCACGAGGAUAUUCACACAUACCUUAGGGAAAUGGAGGUCAAGUGUAAGCCUAGAGUGGGCUACAUGAAGAAGCAGCCAGACAUCACUAACAGUAUGCGGGCUAUCCUUGUGGACUGGCUGGUUGAAGUGGGAGAAGAAUAUAAACUACAGAAUGAGACCCUGCACUUGGCUGUGAACUACAUCGACAGGUUCCUCUCGUCCAUGUCAGUGCUGAGAGGGAAACUUCAGCUUGUGGGCACAGCUGCCAUGCUGCUAGCCUCAAAGUUUGAAGAAAUAUACCCCCCAGAAGUAGCCGAGUUUGUGUACAUCACCGAUGAUACCUAUACCAAGAAACAGGUGCUGAGAAUGGAGCACCUAGUUUUGAAAGUCCUUGCUUUUGACCUAGCUGCACCAACAGUAAAUCAGUUUCUUACCCAAUACUUUCUACAUCAGCAGCCUGCAAACUGUAAGGUUGAAAGUUUAGCAAUGUUCUUGGGAGAGUUGAGUUUGAUAGAUGCCGACCCGUACCUGAAGUACCUGCCAUCAGUCGUUGCUGGAGCAGCCUUUCACUUGGCUCUCUACACUGUCACAGGCCAGAGCUGGCCUGAAUCGCUGGUACAGAAGACCGGAUACACCCUGGAAAGCCUCAAGCCCUGUCUCCUGGACCUCCACCAGACCUACCUCAGAGCCCCGCAGCAUGCACAGCAGUCCAUAAGGGAGAAGUACAAGCAUUCGAAGUAUCAUGGAGUUUCUCUCCUCAACCCACCAGAGACACUAAACGUGUAACGUGGAAGACUGCCUGUUUUCUAAGAUGUAAAUCCCUCAGAGUACAUGGUGUACAGUUUUUAUCUUGGGUUGUCAUUUCACAAUCAUUUAUGAACAUAGAAGUUAUGGUCAAGGACAAAUUAUGGUAUCUAUUACUUUUUUUAAUGGUUUUAAUUUGUAUAUCUUUUGUACAUGUAUCUAUCCUAGAUAUUUGGCUAAUUUUAAGUGGUUUUGUUAAAGUAUUAAUGAUGCCAGCUGUCAGGAUAAUAAUAAAUCGACUUGGAAAUCUUUGACUUAGUUAAUUGGAGGUUUAAAUAUGACUUGUUCCAGAUUCUCUUGGAAAAGACAAUUUGUUUGUAGUUUGUUGUGCAGUGGGGAGUGAGGAGCCUUCCUCUAAAACACCCUGAAAAAUCCUGGCACUCAUUUCCUCAACAACUGGACUAGUGUGCUGACGGUCACCAACUAAACACGCCUGGACUAAACCGCCUGCUCGCACAGUGAGACCCUCAGACUCAGCUCUGUGUAAACACCCUGCAGCAGCCUCUGAAAGUGAUUUUUUUUGAUUCCUCAUCAACUUCUAGACUCUACCCAGGCCACAGAAGAGGUUGAAAAUGGUUUGGGAAGCUUUUUGCGCAUAUGAACAGUCAAAAAUCACUUUGGAGGUUCAUUUUAAAGCUGACAUUAAAAAAAAAAAACAUCAGGCUUUAUAUUGGAAUUAUGAAUAAAAAAAAUACCCAGAGUAGUUUGUACUGAAUAAAUUAUCCUUUUAAUAGCUAUAUAUGCAAAUAUACAACUUAUUGUUAGUUAACAAUUCUCUUCUUUUUUCUUUUUCUUGCUGGCUUUUUACUUGGUGCUUUUUCUUGUUUUGCACUGACGAUCUGUGUUCUGUGAAUAAAGUAACAGUUCACUGAUGA
Molecule: messenger RNA, 2338 nt
Organism: Marmota monax (woodchuck)
Lineage: Eukaryota; Metazoa; Chordata; Mammalia; Rodentia; Sciuridae
Gene: Ccna2
Product: cyclin A2
Exons: 8
Coding region: 147-1445 (432 amino acids)
Biological process (GO): regulation of cyclin-dependent protein serine/threonine kinase activity; mitotic cell cycle phase transition
Cellular component (GO): cytoplasm; cyclin A2-CDK2 complex; nucleus
Molecular function (GO): cyclin-dependent protein serine/threonine kinase regulator activity
Source: RefSeq, a predicted model, not a curated record